Molecule: messenger RNA, 2531 nt
Organism: Siniperca chuatsi (mandarin fish)
Lineage: Eukaryota; Metazoa; Chordata; Actinopteri; Centrarchiformes; Sinipercidae
Product: annexin A11-like
Exons: 15
Coding region: 161-1900 (579 amino acids)
Biological process (GO): phagocytosis; cytokinetic process
Cellular component (GO): cytoplasm
Molecular function (GO): calcium ion binding; calcium-dependent phospholipid binding
Source: RefSeq, a predicted model, not a curated record
GCUUUUGUCACGUGACGAUAAGAGAGCUUGAUGGGUGGGUUCUCUAAAUGGAAAAUAUGAGUUCGGCCCCACCCACACAAGUUAGCGAGCUAAAGAUAGUCAAUCUGCUACUGGUCAACGAAAUACGUCUUCCAGGAAGAGACUGCAAGCAGACUAAACCAUGAGCUACCCUGGAUACCCCCCACAGGCAGGCGGAUACCCACCACAGCCUGGGGCUUACCCUCAACAACCUGGUGCUUACCCACCUCAGCCUGGAGUUUACCCUCCCCAAGCAGGAGGCUACCCCCCACAGCCAAGCGGCUACCCUCCUCAACCUGGUGGCUAUCCACCACAGGCUGGUGGCUAUCCACCACAGGCUGGUGGCUAUCCACCACAGGCUGGUGGCUAUCCACCACAGGCUGGUGGCUAUCCACCACAGGCUGGAGGCUAUCCACCACAGGCUGGAGGCUAUCCACCACAGGCUGGAGGCUACCCACAGGCACCACCACAAGGCAGCUGGGGAGGUGGGCCUGUUGGUGGAUAUCCCUCCAUUGGUCUUGACAGCUUAUCCAACCCUGGAUACAACGCUGGCAUGGCCAACCAGAUCUCUGCAGGCAUGGGGGGUUUUACUCCAAACCCAUCCAUGUUCGCCCAAGCCUCCGGGGGGAACCCACCUGCCACUCAGUCUAGCAGGUAUGGUGCCCCUUUCCCUAACCAACAGUCAUAUGGCCUGUACCCACAGCCAGGAGGGACCAUGCCCCAACAACAAAGCUCAGGGAUGGGCUAUCCUGGUCAACCUGGCCAGCCAAUGCCUGGAUACCCCGGUGCACCAUCACCCAACCCACCCAUGGCUGGUUAUGGAGGAGCACCAGCACCUAUGCCAGGGUACCCAAAGGUCCCUUCACCAAAUCCAUCCAUGCCAGCCUAUGGAGGAGGAGGCAUGCCAAUAGCUCCACCUGUCAAUAGAGGAUUCAGGGGAACAAUCACCGACUUUCCUGGAGCUGACCCACUCAAAGAUGUGGAAGUCCUGAGGAAGGCCAUGAAGGGCUUUGGAACUGAUGAGCAAGCCAUCAUUGACUUACUGGGGAGUCGCUCUAACAAGCAACGUGUGCCUUUGCUCCGAGCCUACAAAACUUCCUAUGGGAAGGAUCUGAUUAAGGACCUGCAUUCAGAACUGUCUGGAGACUUUAGGAAGCUGGUCAUGGCCACGUUGAAGUCCCCAGCUGAGUUUGAUGCCUCUGAGCUCCACAGUGCCAUAAAGGGAGCCGGAACUGAUGAAGCCUGUCUGAUAGAGAUCCUGUCGUCUCGCUCCAACGCUGAAAUCAAGGAGAUAAACCGUGUUUACAAAGCAGAAUACAAGAAGUCACUGGAGGAUGCCAUUAGUGGGGAUACCUCAGGCCACUUCCGCAGGCUCCUGAUCUCUCUCGCCCAGGGUAAUCGUGAUGAACGAGAAACUGUUGACAUCUCUCUGGCUAAACAAGAUGCUCAGGCCCUGUAUGCUGCUGGAGAAAACAAGCUGGGAACAGACGAGUCCAAAUUUAACGCUAUUUUGUGUGCCAGGAGCAAACCCCAUCUCAGAGCAGUGUUUCUUGAGUACCAGCAAAUGUGUGGCAGAGAUAUCGAGAAGAGCAUCAGCAGGGAGAUGUCCGGAGACCUCGAGAGUGGCAUGUUGGCAGUGGUGAAGUGUAUUAAGAACACAUCCGCCUACUUUGCUGAGAGACUUUACAAGGCCAUGAAGGGAGCUGGGACCAAAGACACAACCCUAAUCCGGAUCAUGGUCUCCCGUUCCGAGGUUGACAUGCUGGAUAUCCGCCAGGAGUAUGUUAAAAACUAUGGCAAGUCGCUGUACACGCACAUCUCUGGAGACACAUCAGGGGACUACAAGAAGCUCCUACUGAAGUUCUGUGGGGGCAGUGACUGAAAAGGAAACAGUGUCUACUACAUUAUAGAAAUUUUCUAUAAAUAUCAGAUUUCUGCCUUAUCUAUAUGCACUAUACACAAACCUGCAUGCCAUGCCAGUACUCUCAAUGCAAUGUUUACUUAGUUUUAAGAACCUCAAUAUCGCUACAUAUUGUUUCUUUUCUAUACAGUUUUAUAUUUAUUCACUUGUGAUAUCUUUGCUGGAUAUUUGAGUUGAAUAUACAUGGCCAUACAAUCGAUUUGCAAGAGAUUACUUUUUAAUUUUUAGAGCUAUAUAUUUUUAAGAUAUUUUAUUUCAAUUGUGCCAAUGUGAUCUGAUAUCUAAUGAUAUCUGGUGCGUUUAUCAAUUAAUUUUCUAAUGUUCAGCAAUGCUGAAUAAAGUACGAGACAUAGAAUUCAUAGCAGCUAAGUACCAAAGUUGUCUGUCAAUGUUUUCAAUUGUAUAAUCUCUUCUAUAUUUUGUCUACACUUAACUACUUUUUGUUCAUUAUAGUUGUGUUUUAUUUGCAGCAGAUGCUUUAAUUUGUGUAUCAUAUACCUGUCAUUGUAGUAUGUAAAAUCAAGCAUCCAAUUUCAUAAAUUGUUAAUGAUUUUAUCUUCAUGAGUCUCAGAAAAUAAAUAUUAAGAACACA